CAAACUUUUUAUUUUCUUAUAAACCAUACCCUGACUUUUGGCAAACAGAGGGGUCAUAGGACCCGGGUAAUCAAGGGCAUUGCUUGGUGUUUUUCCUCUGGGGUUUGGCAUCUUCUCACAGGACCUGAGCCACUAGGAUCAGAUUCAUGGAAAUCAUAGGCUAGGAGAAGAAACAGAGCUGAACUUCGCUCAUUGACCUAUUUAAAACCCAUCAUCCCGAAUUCCCUUCUUCCUCCCCUGGAUCCCCAUUAUGCCUAUUUAGGCUUCUGUUACACUUAGGGACAGGGAGGAGGUCUUGAAGGAGAAGGGGCUGGGAUUAGGAAUUGUGCUAGAAGAAGAAAGGAAAUGUGGUAGAGACUAAUGGCCAAGUGGAGAAGAGAGGGAAUGACUGGAGGACUCGGUUCCCUUAGCUCCUUCCACAUCUUUGUUCAAUAUUGGUCUCUGCCUGUAAAAGUGUUGGACUGCAGCAUGGACGGCUCAGAAUGGGAUAAUAGGAAAAAGGGGGCCCCAUGGCACAACUGCAUCCAUUGAAAUCUUCAAGUCUUCAUCCUCCCAUCCCUUGAACACUUGAUGUGUCCCAAACCACAACAUCCUUUGAGGUUUGGGCCUGUUAGUCCUAAAGCGGAUAGCCUUCAAAUAGAGCUGGCAAAGUUUACCUCAGGCCCACCCUUCUGUGGUCAGCCAGAGGUACGCCCCUGCCCUUGAGGGCCAGGGAGCUCAGAAGAUAUAAAGGAUGCCCUGGAAAAGGGUGUAAAGGCACAGGACCAGUGUGGACUGAACUGCACCUGACCUCCCGCUGGACAGCUGCAUCAUGAAGAUAGUCCUACUUUUCUCCUUGCUGACCCUGGCCACCCUCUGCCUCUGCAAGCAAGAUGCUGAAGCUGGUCCCCAAGAGUCUGGCAAAAGAACAGCCUUUGCCUCCAAGCGUGAGAGUAGUGAGCUGGCGAGGAGACCAAAGCGCCAAGUGUACAACUGGCAAGGGCUUCCUGCCCCCUAUCCUGACCCUUUGGAGCAGAAACGGGAGGUGUGUGAGCUUAACCCCGACUGUGAUGAACUAGCUGACCACAUUGGCUUCAGUGAGGCUUAUCGGCGAUUCUACGGGACAGCCUAGACCCCGGACACCCGCUCUCUCCCUCAG
Molecule: messenger RNA, 1138 nt
Organism: Sarcophilus harrisii (Tasmanian devil)
Lineage: Eukaryota; Metazoa; Chordata; Mammalia; Dasyuromorphia; Dasyuridae
Gene: BGLAP
Product: bone gamma-carboxyglutamate protein
Exons: 4
Coding region: 812-1111 (99 amino acids)
Biological process (GO): osteoblast differentiation; regulation of bone mineralization; regulation of cellular response to insulin stimulus
Cellular component (GO): extracellular region
Molecular function (GO): calcium ion binding; hydroxyapatite binding; structural constituent of bone
Source: RefSeq, a predicted model, not a curated record